CGACCUAAACUGAAACGAACCGAACUGAAACCGAAAAACCGAACCGAAAACCGAUAUGCUCAGCCCUAGAAUCACAUACUCCCUCCGUUCCUAAAAAUUCUUCCCGGUUUGAAUUGGCACGCCUAUUAAGAAAGUGGAAUAAAGUGGAAAUGUGUGGUUGUGGUUGUGUGAGAAAAAAGGUUAAAUGAAUUUGAGCCACACAAAUUGUCUAAAAAGGGAAAGUGGGAAGAAUUUUUGGGAACGGACCAAAAAGGAAAGUGAGAAAUAUUUUUGGGAACGGAGGAUAGAGUAUAUAAAUCACUUGUGAAGUUGUGAGUUGAGAACAUCGUCCGGUUCAAUCCCCAACCCUGCGGUACCAAUCCGUUUAAUCGUUACGGACAAAAGCAAAGAAAAGAGAAAAGACCAGAGCUAGCAAGAGAUCGAUUAUCUCAGAUCCCAAUCCGCUCAAAAGAUCUGAACAAUGUCUUCGACCUUCAGCGGCGAUGAGACUGCUCCAUUCUUCGGUUUCCUCGGCGCCGCUGCCGCUUUGGUCUUCUCCUGCAUGGGGGCAGCUUACGGAACAGCGAAGAGUGGGGUUGGAGUGGCGUCGAUGGGUGUGAUGAGGCCGGAGCUGGUGAUGAAAUCAAUCGUCCCGGUUGUCAUGGCUGGUGUGCUAGGUAUUUAUGGAUUGAUCAUUGCUGUCAUCAUCAGUACCGGAAUUAACCCUAAAACCAAAUCCUACUACCUGUUCGAUGGGUACGCUCACCUGUCUUCCGGUCUGGCUUGUGGCCUUGCUGGCCUAUCUGCUGGAAUGGCCAUUGGAAUUGUUGGAGAUGCCGGUGUCAGGGCUAACGCACAGCAGCCCAAGCUAUUUGUUGGGAUGAUCCUUAUUCUUAUUUUUGCUGAAGCUUUAGCACUUUAUGGUCUCAUUGUUGGCAUUAUCUUGUCUUCUAGAGCUGGCCAGUCCAGAGCAGAUUAAAAAGCAAAACUGUGGGUAACAACUACUACAUUAUUGUAAGUUGUGUGUUACACUUUGGAAGAAAAGAAAGACACCAUUUUCUUAAAAGUUCAGAAACUUCAGAUGUUCCAGGGUGGUCUUCAUUCUUUGACUCUCAUUCCUUUUCCCUCGGUUAUUUGUUUGUUUCCUUUUCUUAUUCUGUGCUCAUAACUUAAUAAGUAGUUUGCUUGUACUGAUAAUUAGUAUUACGUACUUAGUUUUGUGCUGAAUAAGAGUUCUUGAAUGUGUUCAUCUCUAAAUUUUGCCCAUUUGUGUGAUGACUUUUAAUGUUCGUGCAUUAUAACGUGUUUUUUUUCUCUCUCUCUCUCUCAA
Messenger RNA from Cuscuta epithymum, 1309 nucleotides. Lineage: Eukaryota; Viridiplantae; Streptophyta; Magnoliopsida; Solanales; Convolvulaceae. The record is from the annotation of a GenBank genome assembly.